Branchiostoma belcheri (Belcher's lancelet) is the source of this 1499-nucleotide messenger RNA. RefSeq names its product ATP synthase subunit s-like protein. NCBI's taxonomy places the organism in Eukaryota, Metazoa, Chordata, Leptocardii, Amphioxiformes, Branchiostomatidae. The coding region runs from base 89 to 1246 and encodes 385 amino acids. The transcript has 5 exons. The record is from RefSeq and is a predicted model, not a curated record.
GAUUGGUCCAUUGCUGUAUGCACUAUCCAAUGAGUAGAGGGUUACCUCUGACGUUCGGCGUGAAGGCAAAGGUCAACUGGGGUCAAUCAUGGCAUGGACGCCUGGUCUCAGCAAGCUUGUACAGUGCACAAGCAUCUGCUACAUGAGCCGUGCAACCACCCUGCUCUAUAGAACAUCUUCACGCCUGUCUGGACAAGGCACCGCAAAAACCUCACCAUCAGCAGGAUUCAGACCAAGUGGAGACAUUUCAGACGUGUCAGUUUCAAACUUACCCAUCUAUGGUUCAGAACCACAGGAGUCCACAUCUGAAAGUGAGAUAGAAGCACUAAGGAAGAGAUUUGGUGUGGACAUCGCCGACACGGAAAAACACAAUGUGAGAGCAACUCCUGGGGAACAUGGGACAAGACAUCUAACACCAUUCCUGACUCCAUCUGAACUUGCAGAGAGGAGAGAAAUUCCAGAAAGACCUUUUGAUGGAAGGAGGACAACGCUUAAGGAAGACUGGGAGCACUUUCUGAAGUGGUUCAAGAAAACAUUUUAUGAACUCCAUUAUUGGUUUGAGAUGAAGCUUGACAGGGAUGGGCGUAAUCUGCUCUUUAGAAAUAGACUGACAUCAUGGUAUGUAACCCAGUUCAACACAGAGAUUGCAGUGGCCGUAUGGGUGCUCCAGCUGCGAGGAGCAGUCCGCUACAAGAACCAGGAGGACUGGCACGGAGGGAGCUACAGGAAGUUCCAAAUCAGGCAGAUGAUGGAGGAGACUGUGGAGGCUGUGGACCUCAGCGGGACGGACAUUUCUUACAACGGGCUGUCAAACCUAGAACUUCUGGGAGACAUGAGAGAGUUGAGGCUUGCAGACUGUCCCCAUGUAGAUGACUUCUGCCUGUCCAAGCUGCAUGAGUUCAGCGGGAGGCUUGUUUAUCUGGACAUCAGCAGGUGUCCCCGGGUCACAGAGAGAGGCAUCUCAGCUCUGCACAAUGUCAGGAGUCUGCAUGUUGUUAAGAUGGAAGAGAUGCCCAAUGUGAAGUACAAGGAACUGAUUGUGCUGAUGAUGGAGGAGGCAAUGCCAUGGUGCAAGUUUGAGGGUGUGGACUACGUGAAGAAGGCAGCACAGCUGGGCAUCAAGAUGGACCUGUCUGCCUUGGAAAACAAGGAUGUGAAACUUCUCGACAAGCCAACAGAAAAAGUGGAAGAAAAAGAAGCAGAAGAAAAACAACAGCAAGAUGCUACAUCUACAGCUGCAACUUAGAUACCUUUCAGUUCAAAUAGUUUGAUGGGGUGAGAACACAUCUGAAGAUUUUGUGACAUCACAAUUGAAUGUUAUAUACAUGUACAUAUCAGAUUUAUCAGAUUGUAUAUUGAAGACAUUGAAAAGACUUCUUGUGUUCUGCCUUUGUCUAUGGACAAACUGUGUACAUGCAGUUAAAAGGAAUAUUGUAAAGUACAAUUAUGUAUUGGAAUUCAAUGCUGAGAAAUGAUGCGCAUUAAAUUGUUGUCAACCA